Molecule: messenger RNA, 340 nt
Organism: Symbiodinium natans
Lineage: Eukaryota; Dinophyceae; Suessiales; Symbiodiniaceae
Source: the annotation of a GenBank genome assembly
GUGCUACGUCCUUUCCGCGCCCACGAUGUUAGAGUCGCUCCGGCGCGUGGCCACCGCCGCAUCUCUGCUGGGGCACUGGGUUAUCCUGCAUGGCGUUGACGAACUGGAGCGGAACGCCAUGGAAGUUUGCCAGAAACUCCUGUCAAGGCUGUUUCAGAGGCUUGCGAGCUCCUUGGAAUUCUUCCGAGAUCGGCUGGAGUCACCUCCUCCACUCUCGGCAACCAGCGGCUUCUUGUUCAACUCCAGCGCGUCGCAGGCGAGCCGUCCCGUCUCGAAGUCCAGCAACCGGAGUGUCACACCAGUGCAGGGAGCCAAGAGGAUGGGGGCUUUGAGGGUAUAA